Messenger RNA from Aptenodytes forsteri (emperor penguin), 1515 nucleotides. RefSeq names its product proline-rich protein 2-like. The transcript has 12 exons. Bases 1 to 1515 code for a protein of 504 amino acids. Lineage: Eukaryota; Metazoa; Chordata; Aves; Sphenisciformes; Spheniscidae. The record is from RefSeq and is a predicted model, not a curated record.
AUGUCGCUGGGUGCUGACCUCCCGGGGGCCUUCUCCUCACUGGGACCGGGGCCAGGACAAGCUUUUGGCGAGAUGUUCUCACCGCUGGGCUGCAGGAGGAGCUUCCCCAGGGAGAGCGGGAGAUGGGCACCCCAUGACUGUCCCCCGCUGCCCCCCUGGGACAAUGGAGGAGAUGACCGAGGACCUGAGGACUGCUUCAGAGAGGGCUGGCACUCGCCCUGUCCCUGGGACUCCAGACCCUUCCCUGGCCCUGCCGACUUCCGUGGGAAUGAGAAGGACAGGAGAUGGGCACCCCGCGACUGUCCCCCGCUGCCCCCCUGGGAUGACAGAGAAGACAACCGAGGACCUGAGGACUGCUUCAGAGAGGGCUGGCACCCGCCUGGUCUCUGGGACCCCAGACCCUUCCCUGGCCCUGCCGACUUCCGUGGGAAUGAGGACAGGAGAUGGGCACCCCGCGACUGUCCCCCGCUGCCCCCUUGGGAUGACAGAGAAGACAACCGAGGACCUGAGGACUGCUUCAGAGAGGGCUGGCACCCGGAGCUGCCGCCGUCCGGCCCCGGCUGCUUUGCCUGGCCUGAAUUCCCCGGUGAGGAGCAGCAACCCCCCAGCCCCCCCGCCCGCCCGCCAGAGGGGAGCGAGGCCGCUUCCAGGAUGGCUGCCCGUCCUGGGGCUACCGUGGCCUGGGGUCCGCCGGCGGUGAGCGGGAAGGUCCCAGAGUCCCCCAGACGGGCUGGCGCCCCUCAGAAGAGCCCAGCCGCUGAUCCCCAGGCCCCAACAGAGGCUGCGGAGCCGGAGCAGGCAGCAGGAGCGACACCGGUCGAGCCGGGAGCCAGGCAGGAACCUGCGGGCAGCCACGGCCAGGGCCCCUCUGCUUCGGAAACGGAGCCAGCGCCGCCGGAGGAGAGCUCUGCCGAGACAGGGGAGCACCUUGAGGUAGAGCCGUGCAGCCAAAGUGUCCCUAAGGCUGGCGCAGGUGGUGGGUCACAUCCCCACAGUCCGACAGCCCCUCCGGAGCCUGCCGAGAGGGUCCACGCGGCGGCUGGCUCCGCUGGAGAGGUGGGUGCUGAGCUCUGCCCGCGUUCCCGGGGACGGCAGCGUCUGCCGAGCGGAGCUGGAGAAGCCGAGCCAGUGGCCCCCAGCCGAGGCGCGCAGGGGUCUGGGACCGGCCAUGGGCUUCUCGGUGGCCUUCAGCCAUCCGAAAACUCGCAGGUCCCGCCAGGAGCUACCGCGAAGCCCGACGCACAGCCCAGCCAGGCCGGCUCUGACGUCUGCGCAGCACCAGCGAUCUCACCGGGGACCCGGCAUCCUCCUGGGUCUGGUGAGACGGAGCCGUCGUACCAGCAGUUCAGCCUGACCAUUGCGGUGGUGGCCACGAUGCUGCUGCAGAAGGAGCCCUCCAUGGAGGCGGCGCUGGGGCUGGCACUGAGGGCCAACCUCCGCCAGGGCCGGAUCCAUCACCUCCAGGAGCUGGAGGACUUCAUCAACAGCUACGACUCGGCCACCCUCAGCCGCUGA